GUAAUGCCGGAUCAGGUCUCACGGCUCUUGCCGGAUCGUACACCAGCUGGUGAGCGACAAUGGUGCAGCAUCAGAUGUCCGGAAGGGGAAAUGUUCAACAGUAAACCGGACAGAUGUAAAACUUUGUACCAGAUAUUCCAGCGCGGACUGAGCAUCAGCAUGGACCAGCCCUGCAUGGGCUACAGACCUACCCCAGAUGGACCUUACUUCUGGUUGACUUACAGUGAAGUAUCACAGAAUGCUGACAACAUUGGUUCUGGUCUGGCACACAGAGGGGUGAAGAAGGCUGAGUUUAUUGGGAUCAGUUCACAUAAUAGUCAUGAGUGGAGCACCCUCUCUAUCGCCUGUGAUGCUCAGAGUUUCAUCCUGUGUCCGCUCUACGACACUUUAGGAGAGGAAGCUGUUAAGUUCUGCUUGAAUCAGACUGAACUAACAAUAUUGUUCGUGUCUGAGAAGACUAUCAGUACUUAUAUCGGAUAUCUGCCCACGUCACCCCACAUAAAAACGAUCGUGAAAAUCGGCAGCGACGUAACGGACGAGGAAAAGGAAAAAGCGGGUAAACACGGCGUAACAGUGAUGACUUACAAGGACUUGUACGCAGAGGGGGAAGCGAACCCUGUCCCACACAAUCCACCUCAACCAGAGGACAUAGCCACCAUCUGUUACACCAGCGGCACAACUGGUCUACCAAAAGGUGCCAUGCUGUCCAAUGGUGCUAUGGCCAGCACAACCUAUGCUGUUUCCAUAAUGUUGAACGAGACUAGCUUUGUACCCGAGGAUGUCAACAUCUCUUACCUGCCCGCUAGUCAUGUCUUCGAACGAGAACUUCAGUAUUGCAUCCUGAAAGCAGGAGCGCGGAUAGGGUUCUGGCAGGGGGACGUCAGGAAACUGAGCGGAGACAUGAUGGAACUGAAACCUACAAUAUUUGCAGCUGUUCCCAGGAUCAUUAACCGGAUAUAUGACAAGAUCAUGUCGGAGGUGAAAGCAAGUGCAGUGAAAAGUUACCUGUUCAACUGGGCUCUCGGAACGAAGACUGCUGAGGUUGAAACUGGAGUUAUCAGAAACAACAGUUUCUGGGAUUAUGUCAUCUUUGGAAAGGUACAGAAGAUGCUUGGAGGGCGUGUUAGACUGAUGCCUUGUGGAGCAGCUCCCUUCAAAUACGAAGUUCUGCAAUUCUUCAGGGCAGCUCUAGGUGCUGUCGUUCUCGAGGGUUACGGACAGACAGAGAGUUGUGGGUGUGCUGUUGUAUCGAUACCAGGAGAUUACAGUGGCAGUUGUAUCGGAGGAGUUGUAUCCAACACCAUCUUGAAACUUGAGUCUGUACCUGACAUGGGAUACAAUACAGAGAACAAUAAAGGUGAGGUGUGCCUUAAAGGAUCGGGCUUGUUCUCCCACUAUUUCAAAAACCCUGAGAAAACAGCAGAGACUCUGGACGAAGAUGGCUGGCUGCACACGGGCGAUAUCGGACUCAUGAGAGAUGGGGGACUCCGGAUAAUCGACCGGAAGAAGAACAUUUUCAAGUUAUCUCAGGGGGAGUAUGUUGCACCGGAGAAGAUAGAGCUUCUGUACGAGAGGUGUCCUCUAGUUUCACAGGUGUGCGUGUACGGUCAGUCCACUAAGAACAACCUGAUAGCACUUGUCAUUCCUGAUGAGGUGGCUGGCAAGAAGUGGGCCAGGGAGAACGGGGUCGAAGAUACGGCCAUGGAGAAUCUCGUCAAAAAUAAAGAGUUCAGGAAAGAUAUCCUCACAGAGGUAACGAAGCUUGGAAGAGACGGGGGUCUGCGGUCCUUUGAACUUGCUAAGAAACUCUACCUGGACUACAUCCCCUUCUCCGUGGAUAACGACCUCAUGACCCCAACCUUCAAGCUAAAGAGACACAACAUCGCCAAGCAUUACGCGGAGAGCAUCGAAAAAAUGUACGAAACAUUGGACUAAACUGUCAUACUUUAGAAGAGACCUGUCUCACUCUACUGUGCCUACCAGUUUGAAAAUUUUAUAUUUUGUAGAGUUUUACAUAAUUGCUAU
This is a messenger RNA of Bolinopsis microptera, 2025 nucleotides long. Its product is annotated as long-chain-fatty-acid--CoA ligase 5-like. Gene Ontology annotation, molecular function: long-chain fatty acid-CoA ligase activity. The record is from RefSeq and is a predicted model, not a curated record. Gene Ontology annotation, cellular component: endoplasmic reticulum; membrane. Gene Ontology annotation, biological process: fatty acid metabolic process. NCBI's taxonomy places the organism in Eukaryota, Metazoa, Ctenophora, Tentaculata, Lobata, Bolinopsidae.